UUAUCUCUCUCACGAAACAGAAGAAGAAAAGGUCUUCGUUAUCCUGAAACAAGCCAGCCGCCCACCAUGUCUUGUUACCGCCUUUUGAUCUUUAUACUUCUCCUCCUCUUCCUCCUCCUCCUCCAACCUUGUAACUCAACUCCGCCUCGAACUUCUUCAAGAAACCACCCGAACCACCAUCUCCACCGCCAGCAACAUGACUCCAGGUUCCGUUCUUGUAGUUCUUUCUCUCGCGCACAGCAACGUUCUUUGUGUUUUCAGCUUCAAAGAAUCCACAAAUUCCAACCUUCCUUUCCAUCAUUGUCACCAAAACCACCACCACAACCGGAACUCAAUGAAAUUGAUCCAAGAUAUGGUGUGGAAAAGAGACUUGUUCCCUCAGGACCCAACCCUCUUCACAACUGAAAACCUCAACUCAACCCCAUCAUGUCACCGUUUUGUUUAUACACCAUCUUUUAUAUCUAGUACCUAUAAUUUCUCCAAGAUUUUGCUUUCUUUGCAAUUCUUCUUACCUUUCUUGCAUGGAGUUUAUAUGCGGCUGCCCUUUCCGUUUCCUUUACUGGAUAAUUCAGCGGUAACUAGCAGUUAUACCAAGGAAAGGACGUAGGCGGUGAUGCUCAAUUUAGUAUUAGACAUUAUUAGCUAUUUUCUUCUGUUUUUUCACUGUUUCUUUACAGACGAUUGCUAUUUCCACACUUGUUUUUGGUCUUUGGGUUCUAUCCUAUUACUUUUAGUGACGAAAAAAGAUACAACUACAUAGUUGUUGCCAUUAAAAGGAUAGACAAAAUUUGGAGGAGACAGCAAAAACACAAAAGAAACAAGCAAGGAAAUGGCGUAUCGUUGCUGUUUCUUAGUGACUGGUUCAUGCUUCAAAGGGAGAAGGAUCAGAGGAAGAGGGGAGUUGAAUUCAAGAGAAACCCAUGAGUUUCAUUAAUUGACAUUGUGAAGGAGAUAUUGUUAGGUCUUGGGUAAG
Durio zibethinus is the source of this 973-nucleotide messenger RNA. NCBI's taxonomy places the organism in Eukaryota, Viridiplantae, Streptophyta, Magnoliopsida, Malvales, Malvaceae. The record is from RefSeq and is a predicted model, not a curated record.